AUGCAAGCAACGAAACGAUAUACCUUCGAGGCUAAUUUGUCAGAUGGGCGUUGUGUCGACAUUUUUACACAAGCCGGAGCCGAUGCAUAUUUAGAGUUUGGAAUGUCCAAUGCUCCCAUGAGUCUCUCUGGAAAUGUGAAAGACAUGUCCAAGCUGCUCUCGAAGCGAAAGUUGAAUGCUAAAGAUAUGGGUGAAUUGGAGAAAAUGAAUGCAUUCUCGAAUGGGAUUUGUAGCUAUGCAAGCCACGAUGUCUUUCGUCAAGCGAUGCCAGCAUCUGAGAUUGAAGUCUGGCUGGAAUUUGCCAUCGAGCGAAUCAACACGUUCAGCACAAAUCACAUUUACAUCACCACAGGUAAGCUAGCAAACUAUGAUCUUUCUUUGCUGAGCACUUGCUUGGCAAUGAUGCUGCAUCCUGUCCCUACGGCACUCGUCUUUGAAAGUCAAUUUUUCCAAGCUUUGGCUGGCUUUGUCAAGGCUCGCAAGGGGAAUGGACGAGCGUUGCCCUGUGCUGAUAUUUGCGCCACUGUCACCUUGAUGGUUUCAAACGCCUACAUGGCAACUCGAGCGGCGUUUGACAACAAAUGGACAAGCGAAAAGGCGUUGAAGAAGCUUGAAGCGACCGGGGUCCUUGAAGAGUUCAUUCGAUGUGCGACGGUGCCUCAGCCCCCACAUUGCUGUAGCCCCCAGUUGUCUCUUAUGAUUGGCGAAUUUCAAACUUGUACUCCUUUUCUUACUAAGAAGCUGGUAAAGGGGCAACCAUGUGGAGACGUCGUCCAUGCCAUUCUCGAAGGGAGAGACGGAAGCAGAGCCGAGCGGCCCAACAUCCUCAACGGACUGAAGACCAUGGUCCGCUUUGUGGAAUCUAUUGACCCAGUACAAAAGGAUGCAAUUGACUAUAGAAUUUGCCGAAUGUGUGGUAAAGGAGAUACUUCGGAAUCCUUUCAACAGUCGCUCAUGAAGUGUGCUCGAUGCCAACAGGCCUAUUACUGUUCCAAAUCAUGCCAACGUGCGGAUUGGAAGCUGCAUAAGAAAGUCUGCAUUCCCAGGACAAAAUUUGAGACGAAGCAAAGCGAAAACCUCGAACAGAUGCUCCAUACAUUUUGUGCACAGCAUUAUUUUCGUAUCAUGGUCAAAAUGGCAAAAGCAUGUGAGCAGACGGGACAGCACAAGAGUGAUAUGCUUGUGGAACUGGAUUAUUGUUGCAAUGAAAACGGGAUUGUGCCAGCGAUGAAAGACGAACCCGAGUUUAAGAUUGCCCCAGUGAAGGAAUAUCUUGAAGGGUCCAAGCCCGCUGAGCCUGAUUGGUUCGGUAAGAAAGGCAGCCAGGAAUACAACGACAAUGUGAAGGGGUACCUGCACAAUCUGAAAGAUCAGUACAGCAAAGUGCUUCCCAGUCAGUUCUUGUUUUUGGUCAGGUAUCCAGAGGGAACCUCGACUUAUAAACUUCAGCUUAUCGAACCAAUCACAAAGAAGCAAAUGUUUUCUCAACAAGCCGUUCGUGCUUUCAAAACGUACAUGGAUCAUGGCGAUGAUGGGCCACUUUCAAGAUUCUUGAGUCCUUCGUACGUGGUGGGUGUGAAGAGGAAGCUCGGCAUUGUGUAUGGGUAUGGAAUGCCCGACGGUGAAAUGUCGACCCAGCAAGCCAUGGACGUGCUCCAAUCCUUUGGAAUGGAUCUACACCUGAAUUCGACUCGAUUUUAG
Molecule: messenger RNA, 1701 nt
Organism: Cylindrotheca closterium
Lineage: Eukaryota; Bacillariophyta; Bacillariophyceae; Bacillariales; Bacillariaceae
Source: the annotation of a GenBank genome assembly